GCUAAGUCUCUCUGUCACAGAUGAACUGAAGCUAAGUCUCUUUGUCACGCUUUUCUCUCAGAUUUCUCGGUGAAGAACACGAUGAGGAACAUGAUUUCCGUCAUAAUUCUCACUGAAGAACACGAUUUUGUUGGUAUAGGGUUUAUCAGGGCAAAGAUCAUAAGGAAGUCUAGAGGAGAUCUCUUCCCAGAAGAGAAACUCUGCAAAUGGCUGACUCAGCUAUUACUGGCGGUAGAUUAUCUGCACUCCAACCGUGUUCUACACAGAGACGUGAAGUUAUCUAACAUUUUUGUCACAAAGCACAAUGACAUCCGACCAGAUGGAAAUGGUGUUGUGUGUGGAAAUUCACUGUCAUUUCGGCCUUUGUAUGAAAUAACGAUUUCAACACUUGACAAGCCCACGCUCCUCUUUCGGACUCACUUCCAGAUAAUUCAACUUCGAAAAGUAUGUAGUCAUCCUUACCUUUUUGGUGGUAUAGAAUCGGAACCAUAUGAAGAGGGAGAACACCUAGUUCAGGUCAUAUUUUACGAGUAAGAUUGGAAUCCUCAGGUAGAGAAGCAGACCUUGCAGCGUGCUCACCAUUUCUGGAGCUGUUCAUUUUGUUUACGGGGACUGCACCCGUCCUACUAAAAUGUCUCCAUCAGAGCCGACCAUCAUAUUCAGGUGUAUAUGAAACACUUAUCUUUUCGGGUCAAGCUUGUGAUGUUUGUCACAACUUUUAUAGAAAGUAUUUUUACUACUGUUUUAAUUGCACACGCAUGUUAAGUUUUCCAUUA
This is a messenger RNA of Solanum tuberosum (potato), 776 nucleotides long. RefSeq names its product probable ATP-dependent DNA helicase CHR12. The record is from RefSeq and is a predicted model, not a curated record. Gene Ontology annotation, molecular function: ATP binding; DNA helicase activity; protein serine/threonine kinase activity. Gene Ontology annotation, biological process: microtubule-based process; chromatin remodeling; DNA repair. The coding region runs from base 82 to 534 and encodes 150 amino acids. NCBI's taxonomy places the organism in Eukaryota, Viridiplantae, Streptophyta, Magnoliopsida, Solanales, Solanaceae. The transcript is spliced from 8 exons. Gene Ontology annotation, cellular component: cortical microtubule.